This is a messenger RNA of Acanthisitta chloris (rifleman), 1908 nucleotides long. It is a transcript of the gene STARD13, whose product is annotated as StAR-related lipid transfer (START) domain containing 13. Gene Ontology annotation, molecular function: GTPase activator activity. Bases 184 to 1908 code for a protein of 574 amino acids. Gene Ontology annotation, biological process: actin cytoskeleton organization; regulation of Rho protein signal transduction. The transcript is spliced from 7 exons. NCBI's taxonomy places the organism in Eukaryota, Metazoa, Chordata, Aves, Passeriformes, Acanthisittidae. The record is from RefSeq and is a predicted model, not a curated record.
AUUGAAGCAAAGGAAGCGUGUGACUGGUUGCGUGCAGCUGGAUUUCCCCAAUAUGCUCAGUUCUAUGAGGACUCCCAGUUCCCCAUUGACAUUGCUGCAGUAAAGAAAGACCAUGAUUUCCUUGACAAGGACCUUGUAGAACCUCUUUGCAGACGACUGAACACACUGAACAAGUGCGCCUCAAUGAAACUCGAUGUGAACUUCCAAAGAAAAAAGAGUGAAGAUUCAGAUGAAGAAGACCUCUGUGCUAUCAGUAAUAAAUGGACUUUCCAAAGAACCAGCAGACGAUGGUCUCGGGUGGACGACAUUGAUACUUUGCUUCACCGAUCAGACAGACAUGGAUCUUCUGGGGACAUUAAAAUGAAAAAUACAACAAGCAGUGAGAGUGUCCUUACAGAUCUGAGUGAGCCUGAGGUCUCAUCUAUUCACAGCGAGAGCAGUGGGGGAAGUGACAACAGGAGUCAAUCUGCACACUGCUGCACGAAUCAUGAUGUGGAAAGCACACUGCUGCAUGGCUCCACUGCAAUAAAUACCACUCUGUACCCCAAGGACAACCUGAAGAAUGAAAAACCAACACGAACCAAAGCAAAAGCCUUUCUAAAACGCAUGGAGACACUAAAAGCAAAAGGUGUGCAUGGAAAACUAAAAAGCUCAGGAAGAUCAGGUCCUUUAGAGAUAAGUGGACCAGUUCUCCAGUUUGAGCCAAAGUCCUUGAAAGACAUGCAAUGCGUACAGAUAGUCAAUGGUGAUCUCCAAAACUUAGGACAAGAUUCAGUCAAAAGAGGACUUACCUUUUCUGCCAAAUCCAGCAGUGACAGCAGUCAGUCUGAAAACAGCAGCAUUGGGGUGAGCACACCAUGUUUGAAGGAACGCAAAUGCCAAGAAGCAAACAAGAGAGGUGGGAUGUACCUGGAGGACCUAGAUGUUCUGGCAGGAACAGCAUUACGUCAAGUGGUGGACCAAAACCGCAAAAAUGAAUUUCAUUCCCAAGAGAACUUGGUUGUACAUAUUCCCAAGGAUCACAAACCAGGCACCUUCCCAAAGGCACUUUCUAUUGAAAGCCUCUCACCUACAGACAACAGUAACAGUGUAAACUGGAGGACAGGAAGCAUCUCUUUGGGAAAGCAGAACUGCUCUGCUCCAAAAGAGUCCGGACUGAUGGCUUGCUGUCCUAAGGAGAGCAGAAUCAGUAUUUAUGACAAUGUGCCAGGUUCUCACUUGUAUGCUAGUACUGGUGAUCUCCUGGACUUAGAGAAAGAUGUCCUUUUUCCUCAUUUAGAUGAUAUUUUGCAACAUGUCAAUGGACUCCAGGAGGUAGUAGAUGGCUGGUCAAAGAAUGUGUUGCCAGGUCUGCCAGUUGAUGAUGUGUCGGUGAGGGAAUCUCCAUCAUUGCCUUUCCAGUCGCCUACACAGAUCACUCUUGAUUUUGAAGGAAACUCUGUCUCUGAUGGCCGGACCACACCAAGUGACAUGGACAGAGAUGGAACAUCCCUGAAUGAAUCUGAAGCCACUGGUGUUAGAGACAGGAGAGACUCUGGGGUGGGAGCAUCACUCACAAGGCCAAGCAGGCGAUUACGGUGGCACAGUUUCCAAAUCUCUCAACACCUGAGCCACUCCAUCGCAUCACUUCACAUCAGCAAUCAGUCAGCAGCCCAGCUGAAUCUACUGCAAAAAUUCUCUCUGCUUCGUCUUACUGCCAUCAUGGAAAAGUACUCCAUGUCAAACAAACAUGGCUGGACCUGGUCUGUGCCAAAGUUCAUGAAAAGGAUGAAAGUCCCUGACUACAAGGACAAGAAUGUCUUUGGUGUGCCUCUCAUAGUCCAUGUCCAGAGAACAGGACAGCCUCUUCCCCAGAGCAUACAACAAGCACUACGCUACUUACGGAGCAACUGUUUAGAUCAGGUAUGA